AGCACGAUGGGAGGCGCCUGGAGAGGACGACGAAGAAAAGCAGCGCUCCUCCUCGUCGCGGGACGGGCCUGGGCCGCGAGCAGGGAACGCUGCGACUACACGACCCCCGCCGGCGUCGACUGCACGACGUGUCCGAGAGGGAGAUUUAGGCCCAUCGAGUACGGCGCCGAGUUGGGAACGGCUCGACGGGAAUGCAAGGAGUGCCCGCGCGGCCGUUAUGAAUUGGAGGCCGGCGCGGUCGGCGAGUGCUCGGGCAAGUGCCCACUGGGCAAGUACUCCGACACGCUCGGCGCGAGGACCGAGGACGACUGCAAAUAUUGCCCGCCCGGAACUUAUGGAAGCACGGAGGCGUUAGGUAAUAGAGCCUGCACGGCCGAAUGCCCCGCGGGAAGGUACAGCCUCGAGCCCGGUCUGUACGCGGCGACGCAGUGCAAGCCCUGCCCGCCGGGGUUGAGGACGGGCCAGUGCGAGGACCCGCACAUCACGCGGAAAGGCUUCUUCGACUCCACCAGUGGUGAAAUUAAUGAGAAUGCACACGCGUAUAUCAUCGACAACGAGGCCGUCGCGCGGCCGGGCGACCGGUCGCCCUUCGACUUCGGGCCGAAGGACACGCCUUCCGGAACAUUCUGGGUCGGCGCCGGCGGGUUUGUGGGAGGCAAGCAGGCCGAGGGCCGGCCGAACCCGGAUCGAGAACAACGCUUCGACCCGAUCCACAAGACGUGGAACCCGGCCCUGGAGAACACGGCGGGCCGCACGAAUCGCGUGUUCGACAACGAGGCCGGGGCCGACUCGGACACGCGCGGGAACUACGAGGGCUGGUAACAU
Molecule: messenger RNA, 825 nt
Organism: Pelagomonas calceolata
Lineage: Eukaryota; Pelagophyceae; Pelagomonadales; Pelagomonadaceae
Source: the annotation of a GenBank genome assembly